Messenger RNA from Haliotis rufescens (red abalone), 2496 nucleotides. RefSeq names its product mucin-5AC-like. The record is from RefSeq and is a predicted model, not a curated record. The transcript has 2 exons. NCBI's taxonomy places the organism in Eukaryota, Metazoa, Mollusca, Gastropoda, Lepetellida, Haliotidae. Bases 1 to 2496 code for a protein of 831 amino acids.
AUGUCGCUACAAACAAUUUCUAGCCCCACUAUUUUUUCAUUCGCCACUUCUACAUCCACCACUUCCACACCUACGACUUCUACAUCCACCAUGUCACUACCAACAAUUUCUAGCCCCACCAUUUCUUCAUCAACCACUUCUACACCCGCCACUUCCACACCUACGACAUCUACACCCACCAUGUCGCUACCAACAAUUUCUAGCCCCACUAUUUCUUCAUCAACCACUUCUACAUCCACCACUUCCACACCUACGACAUCUACACCAACCUUGUCGCUACCAACAAUUUCUAGCCCCACUAUUUCUUCAUCGACCACUUCUACACCCACCACUUCCACACCUACGACAUCUACACCCACCAUGUCGCUACCAACAAUUUCUAGCCCCAAUAUUUCUUUAUCCACCACUUCUACACCCACUCCUAACGGAUACAAUCUUUCACCAACUACAACAACUUCCAUACCAACCAGUGCUAUACCCAACCUUCCUACGCCGAUAAAUUCUACGCCCACCACUUUUAUUCCCAACACUUCCACACCCACGACUUUUACACCUACCACUUAUACAACAUCCAUACCCACCUCUCAUACGCCGAUAACUUCUACGCCCACAUCUUCUAUUCCCAACACUUCCACACCCAUCAUUUCUACAUCCACCACUUAUACAUCCACUCCUAAAGGAUACAAUCUGUCACCAACCACAACUUCCACACCCACCAGUACUAUACACGCCUCUCCUACCCCGAUAACUUCUACGCCCAUUACGUUUACACCCACUAUUUCUACACUCACGACUGCCACACCUACGACAUCUACACCAACCUUGUCGCUACCAACAUUUUCUAGCCCCACUAUUUCUUCAUCCACCACUUCUACACCCACCACUUCCACACCUACGACUUCUACAUCCACCAUGUCACUACCAACAAUUUCUAGCCCCACUAUUUCUUCAUCAACCACUUCUACACCCACCACUUCCACACCUACGACAUCUACACCAACCUUGUCGCUACAAACAUUUUCUAGCCCCACUAUUUCUUCAUCAACCAGUUCUACACCCACCACUUCCACACCUACGUCAUCUACACCCACCAUGUCGCUACCAACAAUUUCUAGCCCCACUAUUUCUUCAUCAACCACUUCUACACCCACCACUUCCACACCUACGUCAUCUACACCCACCAUGUCGCUACCAACAAUUUCUAGCCCCACUAUUUCUUCAUCAACCACUUCUACACCCACCACUUCCACACCUACGUCAUCUACACCCACCAUGUCGCUACCAACAAUUUCUAGCCCCACUAUUUCUUCAUCAACCAGUUCUACAUCCACCACUUCCACACCUACGACAUCUACACCAACCUUGUCGCUACCAACAUUUUCUAGCCCCACUAUUUCUUCAUCCACCACUUCUACACCCACUCCUAACGGAUACUAUCUUUCACCAACCACAACAACUUCCAUACCAACCAGUGCUAUACCCAACCUUCCUACGCCGAUAAACUCUACGCCCACCACUUUUAUUCCCAACACUUCCACACCCACGACUUUUACACCUACCACUUAUACAACAUCCAUACCCACCUCUCAUACGCCGAAAACUUCUACGCCCACCUCUUCUAUUCCCAACACUUCCACACCCAUCAUUUCUACAUCCACCACUUAUACAUCCACACCUAAAGGAUACAAUCUUUCACCAACCACAACAACUUCCAUACCUACCAGUAAUAUACCCAACCUUCCUACGCCAACCUCUUCUAUUCCCAACACUUCCACACCCAUCAUUUCUACACCCACAGCUUAUACAUCCACUCCUAAAGGAUACAAUCUUUCACCAACCACAACAACUUCCACACCCACCAGUACUAUACACGCCUCUCCUACCCCGAUAACUUCUACGCCCAUUACGUUUACACCCACAAUUUCAACACUCACGACUGCCACACCUACGACAUCUACACCUACCAUGUCGCUACAAACAAUUUCUAGCCCCACUAUUUUUUCAUUCACCACUUCUACACCCACCACUUCCACACCUACGACAUCUACACCCACCAUGUCGCUACAAACAAUUUCUAGCCCCACUAUUUUUUCAUUCACCACUUCUACAUCCACCACUUCCACACCUACGACUUCUACAUCCACCAUGUCACUACCAACAAUUUCUAGCCCCACUAUUUCUUCAUCAACCACUUCUACACCCACCACUUCCACACCUACGUCAUCUACACCCACCAUGUCGCUACCAACAAUUUCUAGCCCCACUAUUUCUUCAUCAACAAGUUCUACAUCCACAACUUCCACACCUACGACAUCUACACCAACCUUGAUACAAUCUUUCACCAACCACAACAACUUCCACACCCACCAGUACUAUACACACCUCUCCAACCCCGAUAACUUCUACGCCCAUUACGUUUACACCCACCACUUCUACACCCACGACUUCCACACCUACGACAUCUAUACCCACCAUGUCGCUACCAACAUUUUCUAG